GAAUUUCACAGAUGACGGAAGAAGAGAAGCUAAUUCACCCGAUAGGUGAGGCCAACGAGAAGAGCCCGUUUGGGUCUCUGUUGGAGGAGGAGUUCUACGCACGUCACUCCGUCUCUCACUCCUCCGAAUACAUUACCAACGCCAGGGGCAUGAAACUCUUCACCCAGUCCUGGAUCCCUCUCCCUCCCAAGAAGAUCCUCGGCAUCGUUGCCGUCGUUCACGGCUACACCGGAGAGUCAAGCUGGUUUGUCCAGCUCACCUCCAUCCUCAUCGCCAAGUCCGGUUUCUCCACUUGUGCCAUCGACCACCAAGGUCACGGUUUCUCCGAAGGCCUUCGGAAUCAUAUCCCCCAUAUUAACCCCGUCGUCGACGAUUGCAUCUCCUUUUUCGACUCCUUCCGUUCUCAGCACCCAUCGUCUCUCCCCUCUUUCCUCUACUCCGAAUCUCUAGGCGGAGCCAUCGCACUUCUCAUCCACCUCAGAGGCAAAAACACAAACACCUGCAAGUCUUGGGAUGGCGUCGUGCUUAACGGAGCCAUGUGUGGAGUGAGCGACAAGAUCAAGCCUCCAUGGCCGUUGGAGCAUUUCCUGUCUCUGGCUGCAGCGUUGAUGCCGACGUGGCAGAUAGUCCCCACCAGGGGAACCAUCGUGGAACUGUCGUUUAAGGAGGAGUGGAAGAGGAAAUUAGCGAUGGCAUCUCCUAGGCGAAGCCCAGGGAGACCUCGAGCAGCGACGGCGAAGGAAUUGCUGAGGGUGUCGAGUGAGCUGCAAGGGAAAUUCGAGGAAGUGGAUCUGCCGCUGCUGAUUGUCCAUGGCAAGGACGAUUUGGUGUGCGACCCUGCCUGCGUGGAGGAGUUGUAUCGACGCGCCUCCAGCAAGGACAAGACUCUUCGGAUAUACCCUGACAUGUUGCACCAGAUCGUUGGUGAACCUCAGGAGAACGUUGACUUGGUCUUCGGCGAUGUUGUUGACUGGCUCCGUGACAGGUCCGGCGCCGAACCACAGGUAGCUGCUCCGCCACCAUCACCACCACCACCACCAGUCUCUGCCUAACUAC
This is a messenger RNA of Telopea speciosissima, 1056 nucleotides long. RefSeq names its product caffeoylshikimate esterase-like. Gene Ontology annotation, cellular component: membrane. The record is from RefSeq and is a predicted model, not a curated record. Lineage: Eukaryota; Viridiplantae; Streptophyta; Magnoliopsida; Proteales; Proteaceae. The transcript has a single exon. Gene Ontology annotation, molecular function: lipase activity. The coding region runs from base 12 to 1052 and encodes 346 amino acids.